This is a messenger RNA of Colius striatus (speckled mousebird), 857 nucleotides long. Its product is annotated as phospholipase A2 inhibitor gamma subunit B. The transcript is spliced from 5 exons. Gene Ontology annotation, cellular component: extracellular region. The record is from RefSeq and is a predicted model, not a curated record. Gene Ontology annotation, molecular function: phospholipase inhibitor activity. Bases 29 to 709 code for a protein of 226 amino acids. NCBI's taxonomy places the organism in Eukaryota, Metazoa, Chordata, Aves, Coliiformes, Coliidae.
CAGCUGCCUGUGGUUACAUCCCAGCAGCAUGAAAGUGUCUCUUGGCCUCAGCUUCUUCCUGGUUUUCCUGGACCCAGGGACCUCCCUUGAGUGUGAGGUUUGCCACAGCAUAGGGAAAAGCUGCUCUGGCCCCAUGAAAACCUGUAGUGGAGGUGAAGAUACCUGUGGCAUCAUUCUGCAUGAGGUCAUGAUGGGGGGAAUGGCAAUCCCUUCGACCGUCAAGUCCUGCUUGCCAUCCACCAUUUGCCAGCUUGGCCCUAUCACCAUGAACUAUGGGAAGGUAAAAGCGAGGAGCCACAUGGCAUGCUGCACUGGAGAUGACUGCCGAACAAUCUCUGUCUCACUGCCACCAGAGGACAACGUGCCCAAUGGCUACCAGUGUCCUGCCUGCUACAGUGUGGACUCCUUUCAGUGCGGUAAUGAGAUUGUAAACUGCACUGGAUCCGAAACCCAGUGCAUUGACCUUGCUGGGUUAAUGAAUUCUGGUGGACUCUCUCUGAAAGCUGCCAUGAAGGGCUGCACAACCAUUUCUGAAUGCAGUCUCGUGGGAGAUGGGAAAAACAAUCUGGGGAUGAUGGACAUAAAGUUAAGGCGAUUCCAAUGCAUACCAGCUUCCAUUUCAGCCAUUAGAAGUUCUGGGUUUGCUCCUGCAAACAUACUCUUCCUCCCUGUCCUAUUAGGAUUCAUCUUGGAGAAGGUACUUUUCUGACUCAGUCCCAGGUCAAGUGAAGCCAAUGACGAGCUCUGGCAGUAGUUUGCACUGAGUCCUGUUUGCUGGAGUUUCUCUGGUGUGGGGGAUUUGUUUUUAGUGUAGCUCUUUUAAAAUUCCACAGAAUAAAGACAAUGCUUAGAGUUCU